GUGUGCAGAAGUCCUGCUAGUCUGGUCCUUGUUCCCGUCUGGGUACCAGCUUGCUUCAGCAGCGCAGCCGGUGGGGCCCGAGGCUAGGAGAAGGAGAAGGAGUCAGCUUGCCGGAAUUUUGCAGGUCUGCAGGUCUGUUGUUCAUAGCAGUACGCAGGGCUAGAAAAGGCGAGGAAGAAACUGACCGAAUCAGUACGGAAGUAGUUGUUUUCAAAGAAGAAUAAGCAGAAAAAAGAAAGGAAGAGGGAACAGGAGGAAGAGAGACAGAUACAAGAUGACACCCUGUCAAAAGAUUGAAGGAAAACCAGAAAAUGAGAGUGAACCAAAACUUGAGGAAGAGCCAAAGCCUGAGGAAAAGCCAGAGGAGGAGGAAGAGCCAGAAGAGGAGGAAAAAACAGAAGGAACUUUUAGAGAAAGGCUGAUUCAGUCUCUCCAGGAAUUUAAAGAAGAUAUACACAACAGGCAUUUAAGCAAGGAAGAUAUGUUUAGAGAAGUGAAUGAAUUAGACGAGAUAAGGAGAGUAAGAAACAAACUUAUAGUGAUGCGUUGGAAGGUUAAUCGAAACCAUCCUUACCCCUAUUUAAUGUAGUUUACCUUGAUUUUUAUUUUUUCUGAUGUUAACAUUACUUUCUUUUGAUUUGCGUUUUCCCAAUACACCUUUGUCCAUCUUUCUACUUUUAACUUGUUGCUAUUAGUGGUUUUAGAUGCAUCUCAUUGUUUAUUUUACUUCAAAGCAAUCUACAAGUCUUUGCCUUUUAAUAAGAGAACUUUACUCAUUUGUACAAAAAGAGGUUCCUGGCAGGAUAUAAAAUGAAAAAAGAAGUUACUAAGUAAUCUGUGAAUAUCAUAUUUUUAAAAAGGAAGAGUACAUUUAUAUAUCACAUAUAUGCACAGAAGAACAUGUGAAGGAUGAAAGACAAAAAGUACAGUCAGUGGUAGAAUUAUGAGUGAUUUUUUUAUUCAGCUUAUUUGUAUUUUUCCUUAUUUCUAGAAUGUACACACACUAUUGUUAAAAAUAAUA
Molecule: messenger RNA, 1021 nt
Organism: Lagenorhynchus albirostris (white-beaked dolphin)
Lineage: Eukaryota; Metazoa; Chordata; Mammalia; Artiodactyla; Delphinidae
Gene: TCEAL9
Product: transcription elongation factor A like 9
Exons: 3
Coding region: 275-589 (104 amino acids)
Source: RefSeq, a predicted model, not a curated record